Anopheles maculipalpis is the source of this 1434-nucleotide messenger RNA. Its product is annotated as facilitated trehalose transporter Tret1-like. Gene Ontology annotation, cellular component: membrane. Bases 1 to 1434 code for a protein of 477 amino acids. Lineage: Eukaryota; Metazoa; Arthropoda; Insecta; Diptera; Culicidae. Gene Ontology annotation, biological process: transmembrane transport; carbohydrate transport. The record is from RefSeq and is a predicted model, not a curated record. The transcript has 2 exons. Gene Ontology annotation, molecular function: sugar transmembrane transporter activity.
AUGGGAGUGUGGGACAAUGUGAAGGAUUUUCGAAAAUAUUCCAACCAAUAUUUGGCUGCUUUCACCGGCACACUGCUGAUGCUUUCGGUGGCAGCAUCAUACGGUUGGACUUCACCGACCCUUCCACUUUUGCUUGGGGAUGACUCACCGCUUCCCAUAACACCGGAUGAAAGCUCUUGGAUUGUGUCAAUCCUCGUCCUCACUUCGAUUGCCGGCCCAGUAGCGUCUGCCUGGCUGAUCGAUGGAUUUGGGCGCAAAAUUACGCUUCUGCUGGCCGUACUGCCCAGCAUCGUAGGCUGGAUUCUGAUCGGUGUCGGUGACUCUGUGACGGUUGUGUUCAUUUCCCGUGCGCUUAGUGGAAUUUCGUACGGUAUGGCAUACUCCUCCAUGCCACUCUAUCUCGGCGAAAUUGCGUCCGAUGGGAUACGCGGCUCAAUCGGCACCUUACUUACGGUAAUGGCUAAAUCAGGCAUACUUCUCGAGUACGUUAUUGGACCGUACGUGGAGUAUCGCACACUGGCCUGGAUAUCACUUUCGUUUCCGGCGACGUUCUUCGUACUGUUUCUCUGGCUACCGGAGUCACCCUACUAUCUGCUGGCAAAGCAACGUAACGAGCAGGCAGAGAAAAAUUUGCGCUGGCUAAGAAAGACGAGCGAUGUGCAGGAUGAGCUAAAAAUGAUGCAAGCUUCCGUGGAACGAUCGCAGCAAAAUCGUGGCACAUUUCGAGAUCUGUUCAAUCGAGGCAAUCGUCGCAGCUUGAUCAUUAUUCUCGGGCUUGGGGCGCUUCAGCAGUUGUGUGGCAGUCAAGCGGUAAUUGCCUACUCGCAGCAAAUCUUUGACCAGGUAAACAGUGGGCUGAAGGCACACGAAUCCUCCAUCAUUAUGGCCGUUAUUCAGCUUGUAACUGCGGCCCUUUCUUCAUCGAUCGUCGAUCGCGUCGGGCGCCGUCCAUUGUUGCUGAUCUCCACCAUAGGUUGUGCGGUUGGAACGUUCACCGUGGGACUGUACUUUUUCUUGCUCGACCAAGAAGUCGAUGUGGACGGGAUAGGCUGGAUUCCACUUGCUGUCAUCAUGAUAUACAUCGUAUUCUACACCGUCGGACUUGCGACGGUACCGUUCGCCAUCCUAGGCGAAAUAUUUCCCACCAACGUUAAGGCAGUGGCGGCCGCCAUUUAUACCAUGUUUGCAGGAUCGGUUGGAUUCGGUGUGUCCAAGCUGUAUCAGCUCAUUUCAGACGAGGCGGGAACGUACGUUUCGUUCUGGAUUUUUGCGGCCUGUUCUGCCGGGUUUGUAGUGUUUGUGUUUGCACUCGUACCCGAAACGAAAGGCAAACCGCUCGAUCAGAUACUGAUCGAAAUGCAUACCUCUACGAGCCGGAGUCUCAACUGUUGCUGUCGGUCGUCUGUCAAGCAGGACCUGCAGCAAACCGCCUAG